This is a messenger RNA of Eufriesea mexicana, 528 nucleotides long. Its product is annotated as cytidine deaminase. The record is from RefSeq and is a predicted model, not a curated record. Gene Ontology annotation, molecular function: zinc ion binding; cytidine deaminase activity. NCBI's taxonomy places the organism in Eukaryota, Metazoa, Arthropoda, Insecta, Hymenoptera, Apidae. Bases 82 to 528 code for a protein of 148 amino acids. The transcript has 2 exons. Gene Ontology annotation, cellular component: cytosol.
UAAUAUUUUCAGUAAAUUGCAAAUUACAACACUAUUUAGCUUCGUAGAAAAUAUAUAUAGUAUUUAAUAAUUCAUAUUAAAAUGAAUAAAGAAGAAGUUAUUGCUUUCACGGAUUUAGAAGCUGAUAUACAGUCUCUUAUAAAAGAAAGUGUAGCAGUCCAUAUGUACUCUUAUUCACCAUAUAGUAAAUUUAAAGUUGGAGCUGCAAUUCUUUGUGAUGAUGGGGCUAUUUUCACAGGAUGUAAUGUAGAAAAUGCAUCUUAUCCUGUAUCAAUAUGUGCUGAAAGAACAGCUAUUGUUAAAGCAGUAUCAGAAGGAAAAAGAAAGUUUAAAGCUUUAUCAGUAGUAGCUGAUGGAAAGGACAAUACUUUUAUCACGCCAUGUGGUUUAUGUAGACAAACUAUUGGAGAGUUUGGUGAUAUACCAAUUUAUUUAGCAGGAUCUGAUAUGAAAAAUGUAUUAAAAACUACAUUGAGCAACUUAUUGCCUCGUGCCUUUACUUUUGAAGAUGUAGAAAUAUUGCAAUAA